Messenger RNA from Ostreococcus tauri, 393 nucleotides. Its product is annotated as unnamed product. NCBI's taxonomy places the organism in Eukaryota, Viridiplantae, Chlorophyta, Mamiellophyceae, Mamiellales, Bathycoccaceae. The transcript has a single exon. The record is from RefSeq and is a predicted model, not a curated record. Bases 1 to 393 code for a protein of 130 amino acids.
AUGACGCAUCUCGUGGUCGACGCCGACGCCGCGCGCGCGGAGCGCCGCGCGUCGCUCCGGGCGAUCGCGAUCGCGAGCGCGGAGGCGAAGGCGCUCAGGGAGCGAUUAGACGCGCUCGAGGCGCGGCGGGCGGCGAGACGUAAGGCGAAGCGGGACGGGAGCGGUUCGGUCCCGACGACGACGACGACGACGACGACGACGACGACGACGAAGACCGUCGAUAUCGGCGUCGUGAGCGACGCGAGUGACGGUGCUAUCGACGUCGAACGCGUUCGCCGCGCGGCGUCGCGAUUCGCGAGCGUGAUCGACGCCGAAGCGUUCGCGCCGGUGACGCGAUGUUUCGCCGAGCGCGGCGUCGUCCCGCGCGUUCGCCUCGACGACCUCGAUCCGUGA